AUGAAACACCCAAAGAUAGCUGUCAAGCCGGCGAAGCUCGUUGAGAUUCCUUACGAAUUGUUGGAAAUGGAGACGUGGAGACAUGGUGAUGUCGUCAACGUCGGUGCUGCUGCUGGUCGUGCUACCACUUGCUUCGAGCCAGCUGCUCGAGAUAUUUGGACUAUCCACUGGCGACGCCGGAACUCGAGUGUGCAAAACCCACGACUCGGGCUUACGCUGCUUUUUGCAGGCAAUCUGUUGGACUUAUCAACUACCUCCAAAGAGUCCAGCGCAAUCCCAACAAUCAAUUGGCGAAAAAGUGUGUCAGAGAAAGGAGCGCGUGAAAGGAGGGUGAGAGUAGCGGGGAAAGGAAUUCCUGUGCUGCCAGGAGUUAUGGGUAAUCUUCCCGGAGCCGGAUCUUGUCUUCCUCGUGGUUCGCCCCUCGUUCGGGACAAGUCGCCCAGUCUCUUCCAGAAUAUGCUUCGUAAUAUUCCUGGUGCUCAUGAUUACUUGUCAAGUUUGCUCCCUUCACCCAAUGUCGAUAUUGACGCACUUAUGGGAAAAUACCAGUGGGCAAUUGACACUCCAACUGCUCAUAAUCGUUUCUGUGCUACAACUGAAUUCCAGCGAGCUGCUCAAGCUGGAAACUCUUCCUCUUUCAGCCUUCAGGAAAAAUUCCGCACCAAUAGUGAAGAAGGCGGAGAAAAGGUCGCAUUCGGAUACGGUAUCAUUCAUAAGGACCGCACCUACGUAUACAUGCAGGAUGAUCCUUGCCCAUACCAAAUUGUUCUGGUAGGACCACGUGGAGGAGGAACGGGACAGUAUGAGUAUGUUAUCCUGUCCAACUGGGCACGUUAUCCGCUGAUAGGACUGGUACGCGACACUCGCGUUUUUCACAACAGAUACAAGGAACAAUUAGAAUCCGAGUUAGAAAAGGAAGGAUUUAUCAACGAUUAUUCAGGGUAUGCUGUUAAACUCUUUGAUAGAACUUUCAUAUCUGCCUCUACUAAACUCUUUGAUAGAACUUUCAUAUCUGCCUCUACUCGAUUGAGGAUUUAUCGCCCGAUCGUCUUAAGGCGUCAACUUUUUCAAAAACAUGAUAUUGACGGCUACUCAUAA
Messenger RNA from Strongylus vulgaris, 1098 nucleotides. The record is from the annotation of a GenBank genome assembly. Lineage: Eukaryota; Metazoa; Nematoda; Chromadorea; Rhabditida; Strongylidae.